GGCUGUCACAGAUCCCAGGGACGGUAGGAGAGUAGCGUUAAAGAAGUUACCAAAUGUGUUCCAGUCGCUAGUGUCAUCGAAGCGGGUGUUUCGUGAAUUGAAAAUGCUCUGUUUUUUCAAACACGAAAAUGUUCUGUCAGCCUUGGAUAUUCUUCAACCUCCGCACAUAGAUUUUUUUCAAGAAAUGUAUCCUUUUGCGUACAAUGCAAUGAUCACGUACUCGAUACGAGUUACGAAAUCGGUAACGAUGCUCUUAAUCUACUUACUAAGGGCUGUCACAGAUCCCAGGGACGGUAGGAGAGUAGCGUUAAAGAAGUUACCAAAUGUGUUCCAGUCGCUAGUGUCAUCGAAGCGGGUGUUUCGUGAAUUGAAAAUGCUCUGUUUUUUCAAACACGAAAAUGUUCUGUCAGCCUUGGAUAUUCUUCAACCUCCGCACAUAGAUUUUUUUCAAGAAAUGUAUCCUUUUGCGUACAAUGCAAUGAUCACGUACUCGAUACGAGUUACGAAAUCGGUAACGAUGCUCUUAAUCUACUUACUAAGGUAGGAAAUCUUUAUCUCUCUUUUUCCUUCUAUUCAUGUUUGCUGGAAAAAACUUCGAUCAUUCCUUCACUAAUUAAUUAAUUAGUUAAUAUUGCGUAUAACUUUUGUGGGGUUGCCUAAAUGUCAAGGGUCAAUAAUUAGAAGACGAAUCCUCUCAUCGGUAAAGUUUUACUCAUAUCUUAUUACUAAUAAUAUCUCCGUUUAGUCAUUGAUGUAGGUAUUAAAUAUAAAUGAACG
Molecule: messenger RNA, 777 nt
Organism: Agrilus planipennis (emerald ash borer)
Lineage: Eukaryota; Metazoa; Arthropoda; Insecta; Coleoptera; Buprestidae
Product: serine/threonine kinase NLK-like
Exons: 4
Coding region: 104-544 (146 amino acids)
Source: RefSeq, a predicted model, not a curated record